Talaromyces proteolyticus is the source of this 1542-nucleotide messenger RNA. Its product is annotated as HAD-like domain-containing protein. The record is from RefSeq and is a predicted model, not a curated record. The coding region runs from base 1 to 1542 and encodes 513 amino acids. Gene Ontology annotation, cellular component: plasma membrane. The transcript has 5 exons. Gene Ontology annotation, molecular function: phosphoprotein phosphatase activity. Lineage: Eukaryota; Fungi; Ascomycota; Eurotiomycetes; Eurotiales; Trichocomaceae.
AUGUCAACAAUUGCAGGCCCUCCCGAUUCUGGCCCAGACCAUGCAGCAUCGCACCCCCCCGCCGAUCAGGUGAAUCCAGCACAACAUCCCCCAUCAGAUAACGGCCAGUCCUCGUCUUUUAACACUGCUGAGAACAACCCACAAUUGCCGCUGGAGAGCCCAAAGAAGAAGCGCUCCUUGCUCCUGGUUCCGUCGCGAACCUCGUCGAGGGGAAGCAAGAAUCAAUCAUCCGAGAUGACCACCGAAACCGCCCAGGACGAAUCCACCACCAUCACAAAUUCCCAGACAAACCUAACCAAAAGACGAAGGGAUCGCAGUAAGGCAAGCAGUAAACGGUCGCAGCGAAACAAUCAAGAAGACAACUCGCAUGCCAAGGGGGAAAAUGAUGAUGACCGCUACCUUAGAUCGGAAAGAAAGCCCAAGUCAUCUUCCAGGUUUCUGGCCAUCUUGAAUUGCUGUAGCACAUCCGCACCGGAUAAUGAGGAUCCCGAUAUCCCAGCAAAGAGAGCCGAAGCCAAGCAGCCUGCUUCGCUGCGGCAGGCCGCCAAUAAUAAGGCCGAUACAAGUGCCGCAGAAUCAAGCACCGCCGAGUCAAAAGAUCAUCAGGUUCUCAAUGAAAAAACCGGUGAAUUCAUCAGUCCCCAAGCUCAGGGAGAUGGCGUCGUUCAUCAACCAUCCGUCAUGCAAGAUGUUUCCCAUCUACCGGUCACAGCAUCUCGCAGUGAGCCGGCGACUAAGCCAACUACGGCUGUAGCAUCAAUCAGCAAGAAAGAUGGAAGCAAUGAUGAGAUUGAAGAAGACUUGAUUGACCGAAAUGCUCUUGAGAAUUCCCGAGAGGAUCAUGAUGUUGCUAUGCUAGAUGCUCCUAUAGUUCAAAGUAUAGAGGAGGAGAAUAAGGUAACGGCACAAGAUAUAGCUCCUCCACCACCCCAACCACCACCAGAUGUUCACUUACCGGGACCGCCUGCCACGACGGGGAAACAGAACGUAUGGCUACUUCCUCCACCACAGCCUCAUUUACAUGGUCGAAAAUGUCUGAUACUGGACUUGGACGAAACACUUGUUCACAGCAGCUUCAAGGUCCUUGAGCGAGCUGACUUCACCAUUCCCGUCGAGAUAGAAGGACAAUGGCACAACAUCUAUGUGAUAAAGCGACCAGGUGUCGAUCAAUUCAUGAAACGAGUCGGGGAAUUGUAUGAAGUGGUCGUUUUCACGGCAUCAGUUUCCAAGUACGGCGACCCAUUACUUGAUCAACUCGACAUCCACAACGUUGUUCACCACCGUCUAUUCCGAGACAGUUGCUACAAUCACCAAGGAAAUUAUGUCAAAGACUUAUCACAAGUUGGUCGUGACCUCCGGGAGACCAUCAUCAUCGACAAUUCACCCACAUCGUAUAUAUUCCAUCCGCAGCACGCCAUCCCCAUCAGCAGCUGGUUUUCAGACGCUCAUGACAACGAAUUACUCGACUUGAUCCCAGUUCUCGAAGACCUUGCAGGUGCCCAGGUCCAAGACGUGAGCUUAGUGCUUGAUGUUGCGCUGUGA